Messenger RNA from Vespula pensylvanica (western yellowjacket), 5900 nucleotides. RefSeq names its product probable Na(+)/H(+) antiporter nhx-9 (gene Nhe2). Gene Ontology annotation, biological process: sodium ion transport; regulation of pH; proton transmembrane transport. NCBI's taxonomy places the organism in Eukaryota, Metazoa, Arthropoda, Insecta, Hymenoptera, Vespidae. Bases 1029 to 4319 code for a protein of 1096 amino acids. The transcript has 20 exons. The record is from RefSeq and is a predicted model, not a curated record. Gene Ontology annotation, cellular component: membrane. Gene Ontology annotation, molecular function: sodium:proton antiporter activity.
AAGAGAAAGAGAGAGGGAGCACGCGCGUACACCCGUUUAAAACACAUCAGUAGAGAAGCUGAGGGCGGACUAGUCGGCAGCUAGGCACGUUUUUGGCAUUGUCUUCGAGUAUUUCAACUCGCCUUCCUCCACCGGCAAUACUCCUCCACAGUUAAAAGCGAUCGUGAUCAUCUCGUGGCAGUGGUAGUUGAUCGUGCAGUGCUGCCGUGACGGUCGAUCGAAACACGCCACAAGGUGGGUCGUAUUCUUCGACGAGCCCUGCUCAUUUCGGUACACGAUGCCGCAACGUCGACCUCGUCAUCGUCGAUAUCUACCGUCCUUCUCCUAUAUCUCAUCCUCUUCUUCGUCAUCGCCAUCGUCGUCGUCGUCGUCGUUGUCGUCGUCGUCGUCGUCGUCGUUGUCGUCGUCGUCGUCGUCGUCGUCGUCGUCAUCGUCGUCGUCGUCGUCGUCGUCGUCGUCGGCCAUCUCAGCACGAUUCCCAGCAUCCAAGAAAAUUGUCUAUCGGCCUGGACCGGCGUGAACCUGUCAAGACUUUCCUCGAAGAUUCGCUAGCGGCGAAUUAUCCGACACGGCAUUUUCCCGGUGUAUCGUUCGAUUUCUUUUCCUUUUUUUAUUUAUCCGUCGUGUCGAUUCGUUCACCCAAGUAAGUUUCGCUCGAGUGCCCGAAGACGAUCGUACGUGUUGACGCGUAGAGUGUUCUUCGCUAGCCUUCUUUCAAGAACCGUGCCGGGAAAGGAGAAAUACCAAAGUCUUACGGGAAAGAAAAUUGGAAGAGGAGUAUCGCGAGACAAUGAAGUUCCUAAAGACGUUCCUUGUCAAGUUUAUGUCAUCUGCUAGUUUUUAAUAAAAAGAGAAAGGACACGAGGAUCGUCGAAGAAGAAAGAAGAUACUGGAUCCAGCUCGUCGUUCGCUUCUGAUGGUAGCACGACGGAGCGAUAAGAAAUACGCGGACGAAAAUUGUCCACGUCGACGACGACAGCAGCGUCGGCAUCAGCAACGUCGUUGGAAAAGAAACCAUCGAAGGACUCAUGGAUUCGUCAAGAAACCUACCGUUCGCUUGCCUCCUUUUCGCUCUUCUACUCCUCCUAAAUUGUCCCGAGGAAAGUCAGGCUGGUCUUAUAAAUCUGGCCAAACGAGAUGUACAAGAUCAAAGGAAUAGAUUAUCGAUCGAUCGAUACACCAUGCACGGACCGAUCGUCGACGACGAGGAACUUCCCAGAAACCUGCACGAACCUUAUCCUGGAAGUAGUUUCGGCCCGAUGGGACCUCUCUACGAGUCCCUGCCCGAUGAAGUCUCGACGAGGAGUCUCUCGGUAUCCAAUACGGCCGAUAUCGACUCCUCUUUGCUUUCCAAAGACGAUCGAGGAGUCGAUAAACCAAAAUCCGAAGUAGAGUACCACAUCAUGUCGGUCGAGUUCCAUCGCGUGGAGACACCCUUCGUUAUCGGCAUCUGGAUCUUUUUCGCUAGUAUCGCGAAAAUCGGUUUCCACAUGGCACCGAGACUGAACAAAAUCUUUCCGGAGUCCUGUUUGUUGAUCGUCGUUGGCGUCGUCGUCGGACUCCUUUUGUUCCAGGCCAGCAGCGUCCACGUAUCGCCUCUGACACCCGAUACCUUUUUUCUCUACAUGCUGCCACCGAUCAUCCUAGAUGCUGGUUACUUCAUGCCGAAUCGAUUAUUUUUCGACCAUCUCGGCACGAUUCUCCUCUUCGCAGUCGUUGGAACCAUUUUUAACACCCUCUCUAUAGGUGCAUCCUUAUGGGUCGUUGGGAAACUCAAUAUCUUCGGCUGCGAGACACCUCUCCUCGACAUGUUUCUUUUCUCGGCAUUGAUCAGUGCCGUCGAUCCUGUAGCCGUCUUGGCCGUUUUUGAGGAGAUACACGUCAACGAGAUACUCUACAUCGUCGUCUUCGGAGAGAGCCUUCUCAACGAUGCCGUCACCGUCGUACUGUAUCACAUGUUCGAGACGUACAGCGAGAUGGGACCUUCAAGAAUCGUAUAUACGGACAUACUCUCGGGUCUGGCCUCGUUUCUCGUCGUAGCGAUCGGUGGCACGAUAAUAGGGGUUAUAUGGGGAUUCGCUACAGGAUUCGUUACUAGAUUCACGAACCAUGUCCGUGUGAUCGAACCUAUCUUCAUAUUCGUCAUGGCUUACUUGGCUUAUCUAAACGCCGAGAUCUUUCACAUGUCCGGGAUAUUAGCGAUCACCUUUUGCGGUAUCACCAUGAAGAAUUACGUCGAGGCGAAUAUAUCGCACAAGUCCCACACUACGGUGAAGUAUACGAUGAAAAUGUUAUCGAGUAGCUCGGAAACGAUCAUAUUUAUGUUCCUCGGAGUGGCUACGGUGAACAAUAAACACAAUUGGAACACAUGGUUCGUCGUGAUGACAAUAGUCUUCUGUUCUGUCUACCGGAUCGUGGGAGUCAUUGUCCUGACUGCACUGGCCAAUCAGUUUCGUCUGCAUAAACUGGACAAGGUGGAGAAGUUCGUCAUGUCCUACGGUGGAUUGCGAGGUGCCGUGGCCUUUGCUCUUGUCUUGCUAAUAGACCCGAAACACGUGAAAUUGCAACCAAUGUUCGUUACGACCACUAUCGCCGUCAUAUAUUUCACCGUGUUCAUACAGGGAAUCACCAUCAAACCCCUCGUUAAGAUACUGAAUGUGAAAAGAGCGGAGAGAAGGAAGCCUACGAUGAACGAGAGGAUCCACGAAAGGAUAAUGGAUCACGUGAUGGCUGGAAUCGAGGACAUCUUGGGAAAACACGGCAAUUAUCACGUGCGAGACAAAUUCAAACGAUUCGACAACAAAUUUAUUCGACCGUAUCUCGUGCGUAAUCACUAUGGUGCCGAGCCGAAGAUUUUGGAGACCUACUCGAAGCUAGCGAUGAAGGAUGCCAUGGACUACAUAAGACGAAACGCUUCGACGAUCGGUAAUAUCAGUGGAACGGAGAGUAUGUCCGCCAUAUUUCGAAAUUACAGCAACACCGGACAAUUCAACGGAAGUCUCGUUCUUCCUCGUUCCAGUCCGAGUUGCAGCCAGCUCGAGACCGGCUGGAAUAUCGAUCUCCAGGAACUCGAGUACAAUCCGUCGAAGAAAGAUUUGACAGACGCGAGGAUACAUCACCUUCUGGCGGAAGAGCUCUGCAAGCCUUACAAACGGCACCGGCGAUUGAGUUACAGUAGACACGCGGUCAACGAUCGAGAUCUAUCGACCCAAGUCAAUUAUAAAAUGCACAUGAAUAUACGACGUAUGAUGGGCGAGCACAAGCACCGGCACAAACGUAGCAAGAAAUUACUCAAGGACGGUAAGCAGAAUCACGUGAGUUUCCCGGAGUUCCAACAAAACGGUUCGACAAAAUUAUUCACGCAAGACUACAUGAACGGCGUGCUGUACGAACUGGAGAACGGGGACACCUCUAAACCUUCGAGCAAGGAAGACUGGGACUCGGCCAUAACUUUCACGGCUCGUACUUCCGAUUCGUCGAAUGCUAAUCCAGACGGGCAUCAUGCCACGGCUACCACGUCGAUGGACACUAUAAACACCGAAGAUGCAGACAUGAAGUUCGCGCGUGACGGCGAAAGUUACAGGGUAACGACGCCAACGGCGACGGAGACCGUGUUACCUUGGAAGCGCGAGGACGAUUACGAAUCCGGGCAUCCAUUGAAACAAAACGAGUUUCCUGCUUGGUGCGCCAAUAAGGAGUACCUUCCGUACAGCUCGCCAUCCGCUACCUUCUUAGGUGCCAUAGAGCAGCCAAAAGUACAGUCGGUGAUCGGUCUGUUUCGACGCGAGAGCGUCGGCACGCCGGAUCACGUCGACCGUCAGGAAACCGUGUUGCCUUGGAAGCGCGACGACGAUUACGAAUCCGGACAUCCGUUGAAACAAAACGAGUACCUCCCGUACAGCUCGCCUUCCGCCACCUUGCUCGGUACGAUAAAGCAGCCAAAAGUACAAUCCGUGAUCGGUCUGUUUCGACGCGAGAGCGUCGGUACGUCGGAUCACAUCGAUCGUCAGGAAACCGUCGACGAGUGCGACGAGUACACGGUUACCGGGAUGGAAGAGUUUUCCACGCCCACGAGAAACACAGACAGCAGCAGCAAGAGUUCCGUGCGAAGAGUGUCGAUGAUGGAACUAGGCACGAUGGAGAGAGCAUUGGAGAGAAACGAGGAUGGUUCUCGUUCGCUUCCAGAAUGCUGGAAUCCUCAUAGACUACGAAUGUCCUCGUACAUCUGCUCGGCCCAACUGCCAAGCCUCUCGACGGCCCUGAUAACGUCCUCUUCGGAGUCUUCGGAGGAGAUCGACGAGGAGGAAGAGAGAGCUUGACCCUUGCAGAGGGUCGAGGAAUAGGCUUCGUCCUACGAAGACGUGCGUCGUUGUUUACGUCGUCCUUGGCGACGACGAGUACGUCCUCGUUCCCUCCUGUCGUCUCUACUACGACGACCCAGCACACCGCUAUGAGAAAAGAACGAAUCUUAGAUCUUAUUUCAUCGAUUCGCCUUAGUACGUCCAAUCGCUAUUGGAUAAGUUUGCCGGAUGAUCGAGAAAGAAUUGAAAGAAACGAAAUUAUCGACGAAGCUCUACGAGCUUCUUUCGAAUGAAAAGAAAAACAAAAAAAAAGCAAAAAAAACUCGGACCUACGAGAUUUCGAUACUUUUCCGUUCCAAAAACAAAUGUUCCUUUCGACGGCAUACAAAAGUUCACAUGUAUAACGUGGGAGAACAAUGAUCUUCCGAUCUUCCGAAAGCAAAAAAGUCGCACUCGCUUGUUCGUGGCCUUACGGAUCUUACGGAUCUACGGGCAUCGAUCAGGACCAGAGCAGGCGGUCCAGCUAAUUGCAAGGGAGAAGCGUGUGUACAAAAUUGCGAUCUUUCACACUCCGCACGCUGCUGCUGCUGCUGUUGCUACACGAAGGAUCGAAAAAAAAAUGCGUUUAUCUCCUCGUGUAAUGGCCUUAAACAAUUCAUGUUGAUAGUGAGAGAAAUAACCGUGAAAACCUCGUACGUGAGUUGGCACUUCGCCGUGGCGUGAGUAUGUAAGUACUUGCACGAAGAAUUAUAUCUUGUAUACUAUGUGUGUGCGUGUGCGUGUGCGUGUAAAUAAAAAGAAUUAUAAUAAUUCUUAGGAAUCAAAGUAGAGACGCUGUCGUUACGAUCAUAUUAUAUCAUAUGGACGAUGAAAGCUGUAAAAUGGUUAAACAAACGAGCGAGGGGAUUGUCCCUCGAAUUGUCCGACAUUCAGAUUUCUUCGGAUUUCAAAGCAAUGAGAGACGAACGACACGACGGUAGAAAACGAUGGCUAUUAAGGAAUUGAAUUUGAAUUGGUUCGAUUAGUUGUUUUUUCUUUUCACCGUAAUAAUAAAUGCGCCACGGUAUAUAAAAUCUGUGAAAUAAAAAAAGAAAAAUAUCUGUUAGUUAUAUCUAAGGUUUCACGCAUAGAGACUAUUGAUCUCUGAUAAAAUCGUAUAUAUCGUUCGUGCUUCGUUCACCCUUUAAUAUCACCCGCAAGAACCUUUCAACGAGAGAAGAUAUAUAUAUAUGUGUGUGUAUAUAUAUAUAUAUCAAUCGCAAUACCAUAUUUUAUUCACGUCGUGUGUUCUAAAUGCCGGCGUUUAUCUUGCGUAUCGUGUUUAGACUUUAGAUUCAAUGAUCAAGCUGUUUCUGAUCUUCUUAUUCGCUAAUCAAGAGGAUGAUUCUAGUCCAAUUUUUAUUGAAGAUAAUUCGUAGAAAACGAAUUCAGGACUUCCCCUCGCACGAAAAAUUAUUCCUCGCGGCCUCUAGCUCUCUAGAAAAAAAAAAGAAAGGAACAAAUACAAAGCGAAAACGUCGGAGAUUAGUCUUUAGACGUUAGUCUGUACGCUGUUGAUUUGUUAAUGGAAAAAUAAAGUAAAUGUUUAUUUCGUAAAAA